This is a messenger RNA of Leishmania major strain Friedlin, 2580 nucleotides long. Its product is annotated as DNA/RNA non-specific endonuclease-like protein. Gene Ontology annotation, biological process: apoptotic DNA fragmentation. Gene Ontology annotation, cellular component: nucleus; mitochondrial inner membrane. The record is from RefSeq and is a predicted model, not a curated record. The transcript has a single exon. The coding region runs from base 1 to 2580 and encodes 859 amino acids. Gene Ontology annotation, molecular function: nucleic acid binding; single-stranded DNA endonuclease activity; RNA endonuclease activity. Lineage: Eukaryota; Euglenozoa; Kinetoplastea; Trypanosomatida; Trypanosomatidae.
AUGCUGCCGCGACGGGUCGCCCUUGCUUGCGUUGGACUCUCCUCUCUCUCUCUCUGUUUUCUGCUCCUCUCCAUGCGCGGCUCUCUCCUCCCUGUGCUUCUCUCUCCGAGGGCGGUCUGCUUCCGUGUCUUCGGGGCGAUGGUGGUCGUGGUGGGUGGCUUCAACAAACAUCUGCGAAGAAGCACGCGGAUGGAGAGCGUACCCGCUAAGCCGGCCGCUGUGCAGCCAUCGACACUCGGCUCAUCAUGCGACUGCGUAGCACCAGCGGUCUCGCUGCCUUCACUGUUUUUCCUCUUUCCGCAGUGUUGCGCGCAGGCAGCACGGCGCCUAUUGCAUGACUGCACGUACUUCGCAGCUGGGCCGCGGCGCGGCGCUCGUGCACAGCCGACGCCAACAUCAUCGCUGUCGUCCCCCGCGCCGUCGCAGCCGCUUAAGCUGUGGCUGACAUGCGCCACCGCAGCAGUUGCGGGCACCUGCGGUGCGAUCGUCGGUGCACGCCUGAGUCCGUGGCUGAGCCGCCGCGCAGCUCGCUUGUACACUCAGCGCGAGGCCAAGUACCGCAAUCCGCUGUGGCUGCUGCCUUCUCCCGCAGCAGCUCCAUGGCCGGGGUCGUGGUGGUGGCGGAGGCUCUGGCGCACUUCAACGCAUCGAUCCGUGAGCGAGACGCGGCGGCUCGACUACGGGCAUGCCGCGGAGUGGCUGGCUGCCUGCACAGGCUGUCGCUGGCUCCCACAGCGCCUCUCACGGCCCACGCUGCUGAAGCUCUACUCCCCUGCGCGCCACUCACGGCAGAGCAGUGCCGAUCGCAACACCGCCGCCGAAGUCCAGUGGGGCACGCGCAUGGUAAACAAAGGCACGCACCCUCUCGCAAAGCGCUCCGCCGUCGCCGCCGCGUCGAAGGGCUCUACGACCUCCCUUGCCGCCUCGGCACUCUUCUCCAUCGUGCACUUCACACGAGCACCUCUGCAUCAGUGGCAACCGCUGCCGCAGCACGCGGUAGACGUCUUCGUCUCCGCUACUUGCCAGAACACCGAGAACCGGCGUUCUGCGACGCUGGCGGCUGCGUCGCCGCUUCUAUGUCUGCCGCGCCAGGGGUUUGCACUGUUGUACGAUCCCGUCGCCCGUCUUCCUGUGUGGUGCGGGUACUAUCUCACCCGCGAAACAGUCGACCGCGCACGGCGACAGAACCGCUGCAUCACCUUCUUCACAGACCGCUCACUUAAGAAGACAACGCGACGAGUGCCGGCGGAGCUAAAGGCACGCGGACACGAUCGCGGUCAUCUCGCCCCGCAUGCAUCCGUCGCCGCGAGUCCACAGGCGGCCAUCGAGGCGGCUCUGCUGUCGAAUGUGCUGCUGCAACACCGCCAGAUCAACCGAGGCGUGUGGCGCUGGCUGGAAGCGGCGACGAGGGCGUACGUGCGGCAUUUGCCGCUUGCCGAUGUGCCGCACGCCGUGGCGAUGCAGCAGCACCGCGUGAGAAGGGAACGCUCGACUGGCGCUGUGGGCGCAGGGGCUGCGCCCCCUUCCGAAGCCGCAACCUCCACGCAGGCGGGCCCAACCCCUGCACCUCCGCGCCACGGCGCUGGUUGUAAGAGACGCCGUGGACGUCCGCCGAAAUCGGCGUCACCGCUGUUUGCCUCACCAGCUCGCUGCAGCUCCACCUGUGGUCAGGCAGCGAAGAGGAGCAGUCGCGGCGGCUCACGCCGAGGCUUACCGCGGGACAGUGAGCUCAUUGCCCGCCUGCUCGCCGCACCGGGCGUCGGAAGCGGGACUGGCUCGCACUUGAGACUCCAAGGAGAUGGUGUUUGGGGAUGCGUGGCACGAACGCUUCGAUGUUGUCGGGAGUGGUGGCGGUGGUGGUGGCCGCACUGCAGCGGUGCAGCCUUUCAUCGCCAGCGUGAGCGCGAGGUCGCUGUCAAUGUAGGGCCGCUUUACUACAAGCAGACGAAUGAUGUAGGGCAGGGCAGCUGGCGGGGCAGCGGCACGGCGACAGGGAGGACGCCCGCCAUCGCUGCAGCAUCAUCGGAUGCCGUCGCACUGCCUCUUUUGUGCUGCUCUAGGUCGCGGCAGGCCAUCCAACGGCGAGGGCCUGGCAACGCAGCCUCGCCUCCGACACGGCCAUCGCCGCCACCGCCGCCGCCGCCGCAGCAGUCGCUCUUGAUCCCUGACGCCUUCUUCUUCUCCCUGUGGAACGUGCACACUCACGAGCAUGUGCACCUGAUCGUACCGAACCAUCCCGACGCAGCUUCGAUACGAGCGUUCACUGCGGUCGUGGCGCCCAGGCGUUCGACAGCAGCGGGAGCAGCGGCGUCGAGAUGGCCAUCAGACGAUUUGGAGACGGCCCUCCGAUCUCUCGUCGUGUCUACAGUAGAGCUGGAGCAACUGUUCGCCGAGUCGUUGGUGGAGCUGCGCUCACGAUGCGUGUCGGCCGGCGUGACGGAUGCGACCAGUCGCGACAGCAUGAGGAACAUCAAUCGCGCCGCUUCGUCGGUAGCGCUGCGGACGCACUUUAGCCUCUUCCCAGUCUAUCGACAGCGAUGGAUGUGGCGGCACUGCGGCAGUGGUGGUGGCAGUCGCUGA